Molecule: messenger RNA, 2811 nt
Organism: Nomascus leucogenys (northern white-cheeked gibbon)
Lineage: Eukaryota; Metazoa; Chordata; Mammalia; Primates; Hylobatidae
Gene: LCN10
Product: lipocalin 10
Molecular function (GO): small molecule binding
Source: RefSeq, a predicted model, not a curated record
CUCCAAGGAUUGCCCAGGACAAGAGAGACGUGGUUGGUGGGGCUCAGAGAGGCCCCUGACCCCCCAGGCUCAGGCUUCUCUGGGCUGGGGUUGUGCCUCUUGCCUGGGCAGGCACGGGGACCCCAGACGCCCGAGCCUGCAGGUCCUCCUGUGUUCUGAUGGGCGUGGGGGGCUGCCUGCCAUCCUGGGAGAAACACAGGCCAUGGGGGCCUCGGGGCUGGAUGCGGGGCUGGGGACUGUGAGAGGCUCAUGGCUGGAGUGAGGCGAGGUGCACACAGAUGCCUUGACCUGCCAGACUGGGCAUGCACAUGCAUGCACAUGUGAGCACGCACUCACACAUGCACACACACACACUCAUGGGCACGGGCACACAGCCCUGGCCCGCCCUUCGGUACCUGCUCAGGUGCUGGGUGCCAGGCCCUCAAGAAGGUGGCGGGGGCUGUGUGGGUGGCUGCCGCGCGGGGCUCCCACGUCCACAUCUGCCCCAGAAGGGCCACAACCAGCCCUUUGCCUGUGACCUGGGAGGUCUGGGAUGAGGGCCAGGGCUUAAUGAGUCUCAGGGGCACACACAGUGACCCCAGGCUGGGCACAGAGGGCAGGAGGGUCCUGGGGCCUCAGAGAGGCCUCUGUCUGCCAGGGCAGCCCAGGCCAGUGGUGACCACAGGGCGGGGCAGUGCUGGCUGUGCCGGAGUGUCUGAGGGUGGUCCCUGGGCGGGGAGAGAGUAGCAGAGCCCAAGGCCACACCUGCUGCCUCCCUCCCCUCCCUCCCCUCCAUCGUCUCCCGACACAGGCUGGCAGCUCCAGGGAGGUUUAAACACUGGCCUUGGUGGCUGAGGGAGGAGGGUGAAGAUGAGGCAGGGGCUGCUGGUGCUGGUGCUGGUGCUGGGGCUGGGGCUGGGGCUGGCUGCAGGGUCCCAGGUACAGGAGUGGUACCCCAGGGAGUCCCACACCCUCAACUGGAACAAGUUUUCAGGGUUCUGGUACAUUCUGGCCACGGCUACUGACGCCCAGGGAUUCUUGCCGGCCAGGGACAAGAGGAAGCUGGGAGCGUCCAUGGUAAAGGUGAACAAAGUGGGCCAGCUCCGCGUGCUCCUCGCCUUCAGCCGGUUGAAGGGGUGCCAGUCCCAGGAGGUGAUCUUGAGGAAAGACAGGAAGAAGCCGGUGUUCAGGAACACCUGUGCGUAUGCGGCGGGCCCGAGGGAAGGACCGGAGGGAGUGAAAGGGGUGAAGGCCUUCCACGUGCUGUCCACUGACUACAGCUACGGCCUGGUCUACCUCCGCCUGGGGCGCGCAGCCCAAAACUACAAGAACCUGCUGCUCUUCCAUAGACAGAAUGUUUCGAGCUUCCAGAGUCUGAAGGAAUUCAUGGACGCGUGUGACAUUCUGGGGCUCUCCAAGGCCGCCGUCAUCCUCCCGAAAGACGCGUCCUGUGCACACACCAUCCUGCCAUGAGAGCCAGUGUCCUCUGCUCUUUCCUUUCAACGUGUGGUCCUCCCAGGCCCCGGGAGCGUUGUUCCAGAUGUCAGGUGGAGAGCAUGGCUUGUUGAGAGGUGUUUGGUGACUCUAGGUCAUUGAUAAUGUAUCAAUGACAGAAAAUCAAGUGGCUCAAGGGAUCCUUUAUGAUCACAGAAAGAUGGCGGAAGGAGGGUACAGGCUGACCGGGUAGCGAGAUGUCAGCCAGGCCCCUUUCCCGGUGUCCUCUGGAGCACACUGCAGGCUGUUGCUGUUCCUUGUCUGCUGUGAAAUAGACCACAGGCUGGCCCAACGCAGUCCUCGCCGUGUGACUUCCCUCUGCCCUCCACGCCCCCGCCACCCUCUGCGUUCCUUGACAUCCUGCACUUUCUCAGGAAGCCGUUCACAUAUCCACCCAACAUGGAGAAGCCCCCAUGACGUGCCAGGCAGCAUGCUGGCCCCUGCGGCUGCGUUAGGGAGCAGAAUCGGCAAACACAGUCCCAGAGUUGAUGCUUGAUCAGGAGAAGCCAACCUCAGCAGCGUGAUCACCUGGAUACUCGAGUAUAGACCCUAGAUCACCUGGAUACUCGAGUAUAGACCCUAGAAGUGUAUCUAGGCGCGGCCAGGGCCCAACAACAGCAGGUCUGACUCAUUCCAUCCAGGGCAGCAUCAGGGAGUGCUUCCUGGGGGAAGUGGCAUUUGGGCUGACCUGGGAAGGGUGGUGGGUGUUAAGUCAGUUCGGGUGGGGCUGGAGGAGCAGGGGUGCAUCCCCAGAACAGGACAUGACUUCUGAAAAGACAUCAGAGUAGAGAAAAUGGCUUCUCAAGGAGAUUGGGGAUGCCAGUAUGAGAACGGCAGCGGGGAGAGCCACAGAGGAGCAGGAGGGGGUCCACCGGACCAUGGCACCUCGAAGGCUGCAGUGAAGGGCUUGGGUCUCACUCGAGGGGUGAUGACGGGAGGUUGUCUGAGAUGAACCCCUCAACUGAAUGAAUGGACUUUCUUCUGGCCAAGGCGAUCCCAAAGAAACCCUGAACCCAAGUCCUCAGCCAUGACGGGGUAAGGGGUCAGCCCCUCCUUCUGGCCCGAGAAGAGAUCAGAGAGUGGUUCUGGGCAGCCCAUGGAGAAUUUGCUCAGCUGCACGUGUACACGCUUCUCCUUUCAUGAAUACUCACGAUCCUUCUGAAGCUUAUUGGACACCUAUAUUUGGCCAUCUCCUUCAGCAUAAAUUCCUCUUCCCUCUGCCCCUCCCUCCAAGUGUCUGUUCCAGGCUUCUGGCCCGAGGCUACGCUUCCUAGCCUGUCAGAAGGGCUGCCCUGCUGGCUGCAAUCUCUUAUGAGAAAUAAGGCUCUCCUGUGUGCA